UCCUCAUCACAAGGGUUCCAGCUCAAAAUAUGGUGGGGUGGGGCUUUCUUCCGUCACACAUGCACGUCCGUUUCACCCAUGUCUCUCCUCUUCCCCAAGUCGAGCUAUAAGCCCACAGAGGCAACAAAAGUGUCGAACCAAAGUUACACGCCUUUCCCUCCCUACCCUCACCGCUUACUCUCCCUUCUCCUACUCCCCCCAACUUAUAAUGCCUUCCUUCUUCCUCUACGCCACCUUCUGCCGUGGGAAUCUCUCUCUCUCUCUCUCUCUCCCCCUCAGAAUCUUCUUCUCCUGCUUCCCACACAAGAAGCAUAGGAAGUCGAACAGGAAGAGCCAGAAUGAGACCGCCCGCUGUCUCAUUGCUGCUCGCUAUCUUCCUUCUGUCCGCCGCCGCAGCCUUGACCGCCGGAGUCUCGUCGCACAUCUACUCCGACGAGCAGCAGCCACCCGAUGCCGGCGGUGUCGCCUCCACGACGGUCCCGGCGUUCCCCGUGGCCGGCGCGGACAACCAGAGCGCGUGCCACCUCGACCUCUCCGACGAGCUCUUCGGCGGGGUCGGCGAGGCCUGCGUCCGCGGUGGCCUCGACCAAGGCCGCUGUUGCCCGGUGCUCGCGGCCUGGCUCUUCGCCGCGCACGCCCGCUCCGCCAUCGAGGUCCGGCCGCCGCCCGCUGCCGAAGACGGGAUGGACGGCGCGGACCGGCCGGUGAUGCCGGACGACAACCAGAAGUGCGUGGACUCGUUGCAGAGCGCCCUGGAGCGGCGCGGCAUCCGCCUGCCGCGGCCCAACGCCACGUGCGACACCGUGCUCUGCUUCUGCGGUAUCCGACUCCACCAGAUCGGAUCGCUCCGGUGCCCGGCCGCCUUCAACGUCAGCGGCGUGGGGGUGGCGGCCCGGAACGCCACCCCCACGGCGGCACUGCAGCAGCUGGAGCACGACUGCGGGAAUGCGUCCUACGCUGGAUGCACGCGCUGUCUCCGCUCCCUCGAGAAGCUUAAGGGGAACGGCAGCGGGGAGCGGGCGACGAGGAUGUUCGACCGCGACUGCCAGCUGAUGGGGCUGACGUGGCUGCUGGCGAGGAACAGGACGGCCUUCAUCCCCACCGCAUCCGCCGUCCUGCGUGCACUUCUCUACGGUGCCGCCGCCCCCCUUGCGCAGGAGGAGGAAGAGUCCCAGUGCAGAUGCAGCCGGGACCAGGACGACAUGCCCCUCGCCGUCGACUCCCUCCAAUUCCAGCACCUCAGCCAGCAGCAGCAGCAGCAGCAGCAGGAAGACGACGACUCCUCUUCCUCUCGUUCCCCUUCUCCUUUCCCCUUUCCACUUCCCCUUUCCUCCUUCGUCCUGCUUAUUGUCCUGCUCGGUACACUUUCCUUCCCCUUACUCUAACCAAUAACCUCCGUGUCCCCUUUUUAUUUUCUUCUGUAAUUUUGUUUUGUUUUGUUUUUGGCUACCCCCUCGCUCGCUGUAUAUGCGUGCUCCUCCGGCCUUGUUAGGUUCCUUUUCCUUCUCCCUAUUGCUAUUUUCUCA
Molecule: messenger RNA, 1526 nt
Organism: Musa acuminata subsp. malaccensis (wild Malaysian banana)
Lineage: Eukaryota; Viridiplantae; Streptophyta; Magnoliopsida; Zingiberales; Musaceae
Source: RefSeq, a predicted model, not a curated record